Messenger RNA from Puntigrus tetrazona (Sumatra barb), 2820 nucleotides. Its product is annotated as NACHT, LRR and PYD domains-containing protein 3-like. NCBI's taxonomy places the organism in Eukaryota, Metazoa, Chordata, Actinopteri, Cypriniformes, Cyprinidae. Gene Ontology annotation, molecular function: protein binding. The record is from RefSeq and is a predicted model, not a curated record.
AUGACGCAGAGAAACCCAACACUGCUGAAUGAGAUCUACACAGAGCUCUACAUCACAGAGAGUGAGAGAGGAGAGAUCAAUAAUGAGCAUGAGGUGAGACAGAUUGAGACACAAUCCAGGAGAGAAGCAACAGAGGACACAGCCAUCAAAUGCAGUGACAUCUUCAGACCUUUACCUGGACAAGACAAAGACAUCAGAACUGUGCUGACAAAGGGAGUCGCUGGCAUUGGAAAAACAGUCUCUGUGCAGAAGUUCAUUCUGGACUGGGCCGAAGGGAAAGAGAAUCAGGACGUCCAGCUCAUAUUUCCACUUCCUUUCAGAGAAAUCAACUUGAUGAAGGACAAAACACUCAGUCUUUCAGAUCUUCUUCACGACUUUUUCCCUGAAACUAAAGAAAUGGAAAUAUCCAGCGAUGAAUAUAAAGUGUUGUUCAUCUUUGAUGGUCUGGACGAGUGUCGUCUGUCUCUGGACUUCAAGAGUAAAGUGAAACUGUGUAAUAUAUCUGAGUCAGCCUCAGUGGAUGUGCUGCUGAUGAACCUGAUUGUGGGGAAUCUGCUUCCUGCUCUCAUCUGGAUCACCUCCAGACCAGCAGCAGCUGAUCUCGUCUCUGAGUGCGUCCAUCGAGUGACAGAGGUACGAGGCUUCAAUGAGCCACAGAAGGAGGAAUACUUCAGGAAGAGCAUCAGUGAUCAGAGUCUGGCCGACAGGAUCAUCUCACACCUGAAGUCCUCCAGGAGCCUCUUCAUCAUGUGUCACAUCCCAGUCUUCUGCUGGAUCUCAGCCACUGUUCUUGAGAAGAUCUUGAGUCGAGCAGAGACUGGAGAGAUUCCUAAGACUCUCACUCAAAUGUACACACACUUCCUGAUCCUUCAGACCAACAUCAAACAUGAGAAAGACUAUGAGAAGAACGUGACAGAUGAAGACAUGAUCCUCAAACUGGGGAAACUGGCUUUCCAGCAGCUUGUGAAAGGAAACCUGAUCUUCUAUGAUGAAGACCUGAAAGAGUGUGGCAUUGAUGAGACAGAAGCAUCAGUUUAUUCAGGACUGUGCACUCAGAUCUUCAGAGAGGAGCUGGGAUUGUUUCAGGGGAAAGUCUUCUGCUUCGUUCACCUGAGUCUUCAGGAACAUCUAGCAGCUCUAUAUGCACACCUCUCCUUAACAUUAAAGAAGAUAAAUGUGUUUGACCAAACCAAACACAGUCUAUUGUCCAAGAUAUUUUACCAGAAUAAAUAUAACUCACUAUCUGAGCUGCAUCAGAGAUCUGUGAAUAAGGCUCUAAAGAGUAAGAAUGGACACCUGGAUCUUUUUCUGCGGUUUCUUCUCGGUCUCCCAGUGGAGUCCAAUCAGACUCUUUUAAGAAAACUACUGACACAGACAGGAAGCUGCUCCUACAACAAAGAGGAAACAGUUCAGUUCAUCAAAAAGAAAAUCAGGGAGAAUCACUCUUCAGAGAAAUCCAUCAAUCUGUUUCACUGUCUGAAUGAACUGGGUGAUGAUUCACUGAUGCAGGAGAUCCAGGGUUAUCUGAAAUCUGGAGGAAUAAGAGAAAUCAACCUAUCCUCUUCUCAGUGGUCAGCUCUGGUUUAUGUGUUGCUGACAUCAGAGCAGAAGAUGGAUGUUUUUGAUCUACAACAGUUUAUUGGAGAACAACAUACAGGAGAAGAAGUUCUUCAGUAUCUGUUACCUGUGGUUAAAGAAUCCAGAUCAGUUCGGCUAUGUGGAUGCAAUCUCACUGCUCAGUCUUGUAAAAGUUUAUCUUCAGUUUUACAAUCCUCAAACUCAAACAUCCUGAGAGAGCUGGACCUGAGUAACAAUGACCUGCAGGAUUCAGGAGUGAAGCUGCUCUCUGAAGGACUGAAGAGUCCAAACUGUCAUCUGGAGAUUCUGAGGCUAUGUGGAUGCAGUCUCACUGCUCAGUCUUAUAAAAGUUUAUCUUCAGUUUUACAAUCCUCAAACUCAAACAUCCUGAGAGAGCUGGACCUGAGUAACAAUGACCUGCAGGAUUCAGGAGUGAAGCUGCUCUCUGAAGGACUGAAGAGUCCAAACUGUCAUCUGGAGAUUCUGAGAUUGUCUGGCUGUAUGGUGACAGAGGAAGGCUGUGGUUAUGUGUCUUCAGCUCUGACUUCAAACCCCUCACACCUGAGAGAGCUGGAUCUGAGCUACAAUCAUCCUGGAGAUUCAGGAGUGAAGCUGCUCUCUGAAAAACUGGAGGAUCCAAACUGCUCACUAAAUAAACUCAAUGUUGAGCAUGGAGGAGAAUCCAGGAUUACAGCAGGACUCAAGAAAUAUGAGUGUUUUUUCACACUGGAUCCAAACACAGCACACACUAAACUCAGUCUGUCUGAGGAGAACAGAAAGGUGACACGUGUGUUUCAGUCUCAGUCGUAUCCUGAUCAUCCAGACAGAUUUGAUCUGUAUCCUCAGGUGUUGUGUAGAGAGAGUGUGUGUGGACGCUGUUACUGGGAGACUGAGUGGAGUGGAGGUGUGUUUAUAUCAGUGUCAUAUAAGAACAUCAGCAGGAAGGGACUGGGUGAAGAGUGUGUGUUUGGAUCUAAUGAUCAGUCCUGGAGUUUGAUCUGCUCUCCUCACAGUUACUCCUUCAGACACAAUAAGAUAGAGACUGAUCUCUCUGUGAAGCCCAUCAUCAUCAGCAGAAGAAGAACAGGAGAGUAUGAAGAUAUCUACAGAGUAGGAGUGUAUGUGGAUGAGAGCGCAGGAACUCUGUCCUUCUUCAGCGUCUCUGACUCAAUGAGACUCAUCCACACAGUCCAGACCACAUUCACUCAGACACUCUGUCCUGGGUUUAGAGUUUAUUUUUAU